Molecule: messenger RNA, 650 nt
Organism: Aureobasidium musti
Lineage: Eukaryota; Fungi; Ascomycota; Dothideomycetes; Dothideales; Saccotheciaceae
Source: the annotation of a GenBank genome assembly
CAGCAAUGAGCUCUCCGAUGCCUCCGAGCACUGGCACCAAUCCAUCGAAGAACGAUGUGCCUCCCGCUGAGGUUGAUCUGAACGCUUAUCCAACAGCUCAGAAACUGGUAUCGCGUUGUCGCGACUUCUUCUCCAAAGUCGAAGAUCUGUAUGUCUCCCCUCGCACCAAUCUACUCGAAGCAUAUCUCAAUGCAAACUAUGGCCCUGGUAACCCAGUAUACGAAGACCUGUGUAAUUUGACCCGUCAAGGCCUGAAGGAAGGCUGGGUCGCCAACUUCGAGCUCGAUGGAGCAAAGUACCGCCGCUCCAAAGUCCUCCUCCCAAGUGCUGAAAACAGAUUCUUCUCCAUCACAACUGUGUACAUGGAAAGUGAAGAAGAGAACUAUGUUGCUAAUGCGAUUGCGGACAUUAGUNACUCGGGUCAAUAUCACUCUCAUCCUUAUGGAGAAAUCAACUGUGUUGUGCAAGUCGACAAGACUGCUGAGUUGAAGGGUAUGCAAGGCUGGCAAGGUGCGGGUUGGACAUCGCCGGGUCCUGGAACGCAUCAUUAUCCAGAAGUGCGUGGAGGAGCUUUGGUCGCGUUGUUCUUCUUGCCUGCAGGACGGAUCAGCUAUAGGGCCAAGCCAGGUGACCCGCAGCCUGCCAGUGUA